UGCAUAUCAGUGAAGAAUGAUGAAACUCAACUUCCUAUUUUUUUGUUUGCUGUCGAUCAUGUAUACCGUUGCAAUUGCAGUACGUGAGCACAAAAACGGCUGGGCAGUGAGGAACAGAUAUUAUACUGAUAGUGGAAGUCAACAAACAUUCGUUGAUAAGAAUUUGGUCUUUAACCGAUCAGGAAUAAUAAACAAAUGGAGAUUCUACAGUAGAAAAGCAGGAAUCAUAAAUCUUCAAGUAUGGCGCCCUGAAUCUGAAAAUGGAUGUAGAAUGACGCUUGUUAACCAGACGACCGUUGACGUCGAUGACAAUUUCGGGCGAUUGCAAAUCAUAACUUUGCCAGAGGAUCAAAGAAUCAGAGUUAAAAAGGGCGAUUUGAUUGGAUGGAAUAAUCCUGGUAUUGGCGUGAUAACUUGGAAUACCGAUUGGUCAUCAAAUGACCAGCACCACUGCUUUAAAUGGGGACUCAAACCUGAGAUUAAUCAUGUUUAUGAUCUAAACCAUGAUAUUACGUGGGGACCUUCUAGAGUAUACUCAAUAAUGGCGAUAUUCACAGGUAUGUUGUUGUUCCUGCAGAUAAAGCUUCCAACAACAUUGGUUUUAUCUGGUUUUGGACCGAGAUUGACAUCCAAUUUCCACACAUACUCAAUCCGAGCUGAUGGUAACUGUUUUCUUCGUGCAAUCAGUUUUUCACUAACUGGAGAUGAAAAUCGCUUUCAUAUACUUGAUAAGAUCAAUUCCAAUUCCAGAAAUGAGAAAGAGAUUUUGAAUGUUGAUACACAACCGGGUAACUUUCUUGGUGAAACUGAUGAUAGUGAUAAUGAUGAUGAAAAUGAAUCUGAGAAAAUUAUGAUGUGA
Saccoglossus kowalevskii is the source of this 859-nucleotide messenger RNA. RefSeq lists its product as uncharacterized. The record is from RefSeq and is a predicted model, not a curated record. Lineage: Eukaryota; Metazoa; Hemichordata; Enteropneusta; Harrimaniidae.